Molecule: messenger RNA, 1731 nt
Organism: Aspergillus sclerotioniger CBS 115572
Lineage: Eukaryota; Fungi; Ascomycota; Eurotiomycetes; Eurotiales; Aspergillaceae
Product: serine/threonine-protein kinase
Exons: 5
Coding region: 1-1731 (576 amino acids)
Biological process (GO): spliceosomal complex assembly; regulation of mRNA processing; protein phosphorylation
Molecular function (GO): ATP binding; protein kinase activity
Source: RefSeq, a predicted model, not a curated record
AUGGACGGGGUUGAAAUCACCAAGGCCGUUCUGAAUAAAGGCAAGCAGAUGGCGAGUGUCGCUGCCUCCGCUGCCAAUGGCAAUGGCGGUAAGAAGAGAAGAAAAGGGACCGACUUAAAGCCGAUCGUCACCAACGACGCCGCCACGCCUGGAGUCGACCCAGCGACCACCACCACCACUGAGGGUGGCAGGGUUCCCGCAUACGGCGUCCCACCAUCGCGCUCAUCGUCCUCGUCUUCCGGCGAAGAACUCGAGACCACCGCGGAGGAAGAGGACUCGGAAGACUACUGUAAGGGUGGUUACCAUCCCGUCUCGGUCGGCGAAACAUACAACAAUGGUCGUUAUGUGGUCGUGCGCAAGUUAGGGUGGGGUCACUUUUCGACUGUCUGGCUGUCCCGCGAUACGACAACCGGGAAGCACGUCGCCCUCAAGGUCGUCCGUUCCGCGGCUCACUACACCGAGACUGCCAUCGAUGAAAUCAAGCUGUUGAACCGAAUCGUCCAAGCUAAACCAUCCCACCCUGGUCGCAAACAUGUUGUCAGUCUACUGGACUCGUUUGAACACAAAGGGCCCAACGGUGUCCACGUCUGCAUGGUGUUCGAAGUGCUGGGAGAAAAUUUGCUCGGGUUGAUCAAGCGAUGGAACCACCGCGGCAUUCCUAUGCCGUUGGUGAGGCAGAUCACGAAACAAGUACUACUGGGAUUGGACUAUCUCCAUCGGGAGUGUGGUAUCAUCCACACGGACUUGAAGCCGGAGAACGUGCUGAUUGAGAUUGGCGAUGUGGAACAGAUCGUCAAGACUUACGUCAAGGAGGAGGCCAAGAAGGAGCAAAAGGAAGACAAUCGCAACGGGCGGCGACGGCGCCGGACCUUGAUCACCGGGAGUCAACCCUUGCCAAGUCCACUUAACACCAGCUUUGAUUUCAAGCACAGUUCGCACAACUCCCAUAGCAGUCUAAGUCAGAUGGUGAGCGAGUCAUCUGUUCCGUCUAAUACAGAGAGUUCGAUGAAAGAGCAACUAGGGAUUAAAGAAGACGACGAGAAGCAGAAGCAACGGGAGAAGACUGCUGACUUUCUGGAACGAGAGGUAUCGGGUAUCUCCCUAGACAAGUCCAAGUCAAGUGAGGAUCCGGAGUGUGAUAUAAUCUCUGUGAAAAUCGCCGAUUUGGGCAAUGCAUGCUGGGUCGGCCACCACUUCACCAAUGACAUCCAGACACGACAGUACCGUUCGCCGGAAGUUAUUCUGGGCUCGAAGUGGGGCGCCAGCACGGAUAUUUGGAGUAUGGCCUGCAUGGUAUUCGAACUCAUUACCGGCGACUAUUUAUUCGAUCCACAAUCAGGUACCAAGUACGGGAAGGAUGACGACCAUAUUGCGCAGAUCAUCGAGCUGUUGGGACCGUUUCCCAAGUCUCUGUGUUUGUCGGGCAAAUGGUCUCAAGAAAUUUUCAAUCGCAAAGGAGAACUCCGCAACAUCCAUCGGUUGCGCCACUGGGCUCUGCCGGAUGUUCUACGGGAAAAGUACCAUUUCACCGUCGAAGAGAGCAUGCGCAUCAGCGAGUUUCUACUACCGAUGCUCGAAGUAUCCCCGGAAAGGCGGGCCAAUGCUGGUGGCAUGGCGGCUCACGAAUGGAUGCGGGAUACGCCCGGCAUGGACGCGGUCGACCUGGGAGUACAACCGGGCAGCCGUGGCGAGGGGAUCGACGGAUGGGCGAUGGAAGUCAAGAGGAGAUAA